Durio zibethinus is the source of this 2714-nucleotide messenger RNA. RefSeq lists its product as uncharacterized. Gene Ontology annotation, molecular function: zinc ion binding; protein binding. NCBI's taxonomy places the organism in Eukaryota, Viridiplantae, Streptophyta, Magnoliopsida, Malvales, Malvaceae. The record is from RefSeq and is a predicted model, not a curated record.
AAAAAAAAAACCCAAAUUUGGGGGUUUCUCUCCUCCUCCUUCUCCAAGCCAACGACUUUCUCAAUCUGUGAUUUAGAAUGGUGCGGGGGAAGCUGAUCUUGAUUUGCCAGUCUGGUGGUAAAUUUGUGACAAAAGAUGAUGGAUCCUUGUCAUAUGCUGGAGGAGAGGCACAUGCCUUGGAUAUCAGUCCUGAGACAGUAUUUGAUGAUCUCAAAUACAAAUUAGCUGAAACAUGUAACUUGGAUUAUAAAUCUUUGUCCAUCAAGUAUUUUCUCCCCAGAAAUAGGAGAACUCUUAUUACCUUGUCUAAUGACAAAGACCUAAAAAGGAUGUAUGAUUUUCAUGGGGACUCAGUGACUGCAGAUGUUUUCCUUACAGGGAGAGAAGGCUUUGAUCCUGUAGCUUUUGACAUGCAUGCUAACAGGCAAAGUGGCAUAAAACUAGCCGAAUCUGUGACUGCCACUGUCGUUUCUCGAGCUGCUGCCACUAAUCCUUCUAGUUCCAAAGUAGCUCCCUCUGCUAUUGGCCUGAAGGAUGUUCCCGUUGCUAUAGCAACCACUUUUGACUCUGUAAUAGCUUUCAACGCAACAAUCCGAAGCCCAACCAGAGCAGCAAUUGCCUCAAAACGCUCUGCUGUCCGUAGCAUUGGUGAUGGUCUUUUUGAGGUUAGCAUUGCUGAUGCAACUGCCCAUAGCACAGAUACAAUUGAUAUGAGUGCUUCUCCUGCUGAUACUGUAAAGAAACGGAGGCGUACUGCAUCCUGGAAAAGUGGUGCAAAUGGUCUUACUAUUGUGACUGUUGCUGACAAUCUUGAGGAGAUGCGAAAUACUACAUCCCAGAAAAAGAAUGCCAGGAAUCGCAAGCCCACUGCAUUAGCUGAUAACACAGAGCAACUUAUUGAACCCUGGAUAGAUAAUGCUGAUUUUGACUUUGCACCCCGUGACUCUAAUGAAGGUUCACCUGGGAAACUGGUUGCCUCAUGGAAAAAUGGCAUUACUGGUGAAGGCCAGGAUUUUAAAAGUGUGGCAGAAUUUCGUGAUGCUUUACAGAAAUAUGCCAUUGCACAUCGCUUUGCAUAUAAAUUAAGAAAGAAUGAUACUAACCGUGCUAGUGGCGUAUGUGCAGCAGAAGGUUGUCCUUGGAGGAUUCACGCAUCUUGGGUCCCAUCUGCCUGUGUGUUUAGGAUUAAAAAAUUACAUAGAUCACAUACAUGUGGUGGGGAAUCUUGGAAGACUGCUACUCCGGCAAAAAAUUGGUUGGUGAAUAUUAUAAAGGAUAGGUUAAGAGAUAGCCCACGUCACAAACCAAAAGAAAUUGCCAAUUGCAUUCUUCGUGAUUUUGGGCUUGAGCUGAACUAUACACAAGUAUGGCGUGGAAUUGAAUAUGCUCGGCAGCAACUUCAGGGUUCAUACAAAGAGGCGUAUGGUCAGUUGCCUUGGUACUGUGAUAAGAUAGAAGAGGCUAAUCCUGGUAGCAUAUUGAAGCUUCUCAUUGGAGAUGAUAGAAAAUUUCAGCAUCUUUUUCUAUCCUUUCAUGCUACAAUUUGUGGUUUCCAAAAUGGUUGUCGUCCGCUUCUGUUCCUUGAGGCCAUCCCUUUGAAAUCAAAAUUCCAUGAAAUUUUGCUCACAGCCACUGCACUAGAUGGUGAUGAUGGGAUUUUCCCUGUUGCAUUUGCUCUAGUAGAUAUUGAGAAUGAUGACAGUUGGCAUUGGUUUUUGGAGCAGUUGAAAUCUGCGGUGUCAACUUCUCGUUCUAUAACCUUUGUCUCUGAUAGAGAUAAGGGAUUAACGAAGCAUGUGCUGGAAAUAUUUGAGAAUGCUCACCAUGGUUACUCGAUAUACUACUUGAUGGACAGCUUCAUACAAAACUUGAAGGGUCCAUUCCAUGGAGAAGGGAGGGCUUCAUUGCCUGGAAGUUUCUUAGCUGCAGCCAAAGCAGUCCGACUUGAUGGGUUUAGGAUGUAUACUGAGCAAAUUAAACGGGUUUCUUUAAAUGCUUAUGAUUGGAUCAUGCAGAAUGAGCCUGAAUACUGGGCAAAUGCAUUUUUCAAGGGUGAGCACUUUAAUCACAUAACACUUGACAUUGCAGAGUCAUAUGCUAAGUGGAUAGAGGAAGCACGAGAACUUCCCAUCAUACCAAAGGUAGAAUUACUAAGAUGUAAAAUAAUGGAGUUAAUGAAUGGUCGUCGAAUGGAAUCAGGUAAGUGGUCCACAAAACUUACUCCAUCUAAGCAGGAGAAGGUACAGGAAGAAUGUGCAAAAGCAUGUGGCCUCAAAGUAUUAUUCUCAUCUGAGACCCUAUUUGAAGUUCAUGAUAAUUCCAUUAACGUUGUGGAUAUUGAUAAACGACACUGCAGUUGUGCGAUGUGGGAAUCAUUUGGGCUUCCUUGCCGUCAUGCUAUUGCCGUCUUUAACUGCACAAGAAGGAGCGUAUAUGAUUACUGUUCAAAAUACUUUACAGCUGAUAGCUUCCGAUCAGCAUACUCUGAAAGCAUAAACCCUGCUUCGACCAUUGUUCAGCCCAGUGGAAAUGAAAAGGAUCCCUUAGAAAAUGACAAGCAGAUGCAGAUUAUGCCUCCAUGCAUCUCACGGCCAUUAGGCCAACAGAAGAAAUUAAGAAGAACCAAAAGCCAGGGAAUUAUCAGAAGAUCAGUCUGUUGCACUAGGUGUAAGGGAGUCGGGCAUAAUAAGGCUACAUGCAAGGAAACCUUAUAG